This is a messenger RNA of Dipodomys spectabilis (banner-tailed kangaroo rat), 6321 nucleotides long. It is a transcript of the gene Plxnb2, whose product is annotated as plexin B2. Bases 161 to 5686 code for a protein of 1841 amino acids. The transcript has 38 exons. Lineage: Eukaryota; Metazoa; Chordata; Mammalia; Rodentia; Heteromyidae. Gene Ontology annotation, biological process: regulation of cell migration; negative regulation of cell adhesion; regulation of GTPase activity. The record is from RefSeq and is a predicted model, not a curated record. Gene Ontology annotation, molecular function: semaphorin receptor activity; protein binding. Gene Ontology annotation, cellular component: semaphorin receptor complex.
CACACAAAGGCCCGUCUCCAUGGCAGCGGCGCGGGCCGGAGCGCGGCGCAGAGCGCGGCCCGGGCGCCAUCGAGCCUCGGCGGCCGACGAGCAGAGAGUCCUGAUGCCAGCCUGGAGCAGAGACUGAGCAGAGCUACUGGAUCCUUGAGCUCCCGGAGCAAUGGCUCUGCCUUUCUGGGCCCUGACCCUCCUGGGUCUGCUGGGCCUGGGCGCAAGCCUGCGGCCCCGCAAACUGGACUUCUUCCGUAGCGACACGGAGCUGAACCACCUGGUGGUGGAUGAGGUCACGGGGGUGGUGUAUGUGGGGGCCGUGAACGCGCUCUACCAGCUGAGUGCUGACCUGCAUCUCCAGCAGCAGGCAGUUACAGGCCCUGCCCUGGACAACAAGAAGUGCACACCGCCCAUCGAGGCUAGCCAGUGUCAUGAGGCGGUGCCCACCGACAACGUCAACCAGCUGCUGCUGCUAGACCUGCCCGGGAAGCGCCUGGUUGAGUGUGGCAGCCUCUUCAAGGGCAUCUGUGCCCUGCGUGCCCUGAGCAACAUCUCCCUGCGCCUCUUCUAUGAGGACAGCAGCGGGGAGAAGUCCUUUGUGGCCAGCAACGAUGAGUGUGUGGCCACAGUAGGCCUGGUGAGCUCUACUCGCCCUGGUGGUGAGCGGGUGCUGUUUGUGGGCAAAGGCAACGGACCCCAUGACAAUGGCAUCAUCGUGAGCACCCGCCUGUUGAACCGGACGGAGGGCAGGGAGGCCUUUGAGGCCUACUCGGACCACACCACCUUCAAGGCUGGCUACCUCUCCACCAACACACAGCAGUUUGUGGCAGCCUUUGAAGAUGGGCCCUACGUCUUCUUCAUCUUCAACCAGCAGGACAAGCACCCUGCUCGGAACCGCACCCUGCUGGCACGCAUGUGCAAAGACGAUCCCUCCUACUACUCUUACGUGGAGAUGGACUUGCAGUGCCGAGACCCCAGUGACCCUCAGGGCCUGGCCUUUGGUGUCUGCCUUGCAGCCUCUGUGACAGUGCCUGGCGCUGAUAGAGUCCUCUAUGCCGUCUUCAGCCGGGACGGCUGGAGCAGCGCGGGCCCUGGCGCUGGCCUCUGCCUGUUCCCGCUGGGUGAGGUCCACGACAAAAUGGAAGCCAACCGGAACACUUGCUACACGGGCAUCCGGGAGGCCAGCCACGACACCUUCUACAAACCUUUCCAUGGCGAGAUCCAGUGUGGGCGCCACGUGCUAGGUGCCAGCGAGAACUUCCCCUGUGGCUCAGAACACCUGCCCUACCCGCUGGGCAGCCGGGACGGGCUCACCGCCACAGCCCUGCUGCAGCGCGGCGGCCUCAAUCUCACCGCGGUGACAGUAACUGCUGAGAACAACCACACCAUCGCUUUCCUGGGCACCUCUGAUGGCCGGAUCCUCAAGGUUUACCUUGCCCCAGAUGGCACCGCUGCGGAGUAUGGCUCUAUCCUCGUGGAGAUCAACAAGAGAAUCAAGCAGGACCUGGCACUGUCUGGAGACCUGACUAGCCUGUAUGCCAUGACCCAGGACAAGGUGUUCCGGCUCCCGGUGCAGGAGUGUCUGAGCUACCAAACCUGUGAACAGUGCCGCGACUCCCAGGACCCUUACUGCGGGUGGUGUGUCAUAGAGGGCCGGUGCACCAGAAGGAUUGAGUGCCCACGGGCCGCAGAGACAGGCCAUUGGUUAUGGAGCCGAGACAAGAUCUGCGUGGCCAUCACAGACGCCCAGCCACAGAACAUGAGCCGGCGAGCCCAGGGAGAGGUACAGCUGACGGUCAGCCCCCUCCCUACCCUGACCCCAGAGGAUGAAUUGCUGUGCCAUUUUGGUGACUCGCCGACACACCCUGCCGGCGUGGAAGGGGAGGUGGUCGUCUGUUACUCCCCCAGCAACAUACCUCUGACACCGCCAGGCCAGGACCAUGUGACUGUGAACAUCCAGCUCCUCUUCAAACAGGGCAGCAUCUUCCUCACCUCCCACCAGUACCCCUUCUACGACUGCCCAGCGGCCAUGAGUCUGGUGGAGAACCUGCCGUGCAUCUCCUGUGCCAGCAACCGCUGGGCGUGCCAGUGGGACCUGCGCUACCACGAGUGCCGGGAGGCCUCCCCCAACCCCGAGGACGGCAUCAUUCGUGCCCACAUGGAGGACAAUUGUCCCCAGUUCCUGGACCCCAGCCCUCUGGUCAUCCCCAUGAACUAUGAAACAGAAGUGACCUUCCAGGGCAAGAACUUGGACACAGUGAAGGGCUCUACCCUGCACGUGGGCAGCGACCUGAUGAAGUUCGAGGAGCCGGUGACGAUGCAGGAGCCCGGGACCUUCUUCUUCCGGACCCCAAAGCUAUCCUACGAUGCCAAUGAGACACUGCCUCUUCACCUGUACAUUAAGUCCCACGGCAAGAACAUUGACAGCAAGCUCCAAGUGACCCUCUACAACUGCUCCUUUGGCCGCAGUGACUGCAGCCUGUGUCUGGCGGCAGACCCCGCCUACAGGUGCGUAUGGUGCCGCGGGCAGAACAGGUGUGUGUACGAAGCGCUGUGCAGCAAUUCCACCUCGGAGUGCCCGCCUCCCGUCAUUACCAAGAUCCAGCCAGAGACAGGCCCCCUGGGCGGGGGCAUCCGUGUCACCAUCCUGGGGUCCAAUUUGGGUGUCAGAGCGGAUGAUGUCAAGAGCAUUACUGUAGCUGGCCAGAACUGUGCCUUUGAGCCAGAGCAGUACUCGGUGUCCACCCGGAUCGUGUGUGCCGUCGAGGCCGCCCAGGCCCCCUUCACCGGGGGCAUUGAGGUGGACGUCAACGGGAAACUUGGCCAUUCGCCCCCCAGUGUCCAGUUUACCUACCAACAGCCCCAGCCCCUCAGUGUGGAGCCGAAGCAGGGGCCACAGGCAGGUGGCACUACACUGACCAUCGACGGCACCCACCUGGACACAGGUUCCAAGGAGGAUGUGCGGGUGACCCUCAACGACGUCCCUUGUGAAGUGGUAAAGUUUGGGGAACAGCUGCAGUGUGUCACAGGGCCUCAGCCCACUCCAGGCCAGGUGGCUGUAGAGAUCUCCUAUGGAGGCUCCCACGUGUCCAACCAUGGUGUCUCCUUUACCUACUGUGAGAAUCCGGUGCUACGGGCCUUUGAGCCUCUGCGGAGCUUUGUGAGCGGUGGUCGGAGCAUCACCAUCACGGGCCAGGGCUUUGGCCUCAUCCAGAAGUUUGCCAUGGUUGUCAUCGCUGAGCCUCUGCAGUCCUGGCGGCGGCGGCGGGAGGCCGGACCCCUGCAGCCCAUGACGGUCACCGGCACUGAGUACACCUUCUACAACGACACCAAGGUGGUCUUCUUGUCCCCUGCUGUCCCCGAGGAACCCGAGGCCUACAACCUAACGGCACUGAUACAGAUGGAUGGACACCGUGCCCUGCUUAGGACCGAAGCUGGUGCCUUUGAGUAUGUGGCAGACCCCACCUUUGAAAACUUCACAGGUGGUGUCAAGAAGCAGGUCAACAAGCUCAUCCAUGCCAAGGGCACCAACUUAAACAAGGCAAUGACGCUGCAGGAGGCCGAGGCGUUUGUGGGAGCUGAGCGCUGCAUCAUGAAGACGCUCACGGAGACAGACCUGUACUGUGAGCCCCCCGAGGCUCAGCCACCCCCAAAGCGGCGGCAGAGGCGAGACACCACACACAACCUGCCGGAGUUCAUAGUGAAGUUUGGCUCCCGGGAAUGGGUGCUGGGCCGUGUGGAGUACGACACCCGUGUAAGCGACGUGCCGCUUGGCCUCAUCCUGCCACUGGUCAUUGUGCCCAUGGUGGCCGUGAUCGCCGUGUCCAUCUACUGCUACUGGAGGAAGAGCCAGCAGGCCGAGCGAGAGUAUGAGAAGAUAAAGUCCCAGCUGGAAGGCUUGGAGGAGAGCGUGCGUGAUCGCUGCAAGAAAGAGUUCACAGACCUGAUGAUCGAGAUGGAAGACCAGACAAACGACGUGCACGAGGCGGGCAUUCCCACGCUGGACUACAAGACCUACACUGAUCGCGUCUUCUUCCUGCCUUCCAAGGAUGGCGACAAGGACGUCAUGAUCACUGGCAAGCUGGACAUCCCGGAGUCCAGGCGGCCCAUCGUGGAGCAGGCCCUCUACCAGUUCUCUAACCUCCUCAACAGCAAGUCCUUUCUUAUCAACUUUAUUCACACCCUAGAAAGCCAGCGGGAGUUCUCCGCCCGGGCUAAGGUCUACUUCGCAUCGCUGCUGACGGUGGCGCUGCAUGGGAAACUGGAGUACUACACAGACAUCAUGCGCACGCUCUUCCUGGAGCUCAUGGAGCAGUAUGUGGUGGCCAAGAACCCCAAGCUGAUGCUGCGCAGGUCUGAGACCGUGGUAGAGAGAAUGCUGUCCAACUGGAUGUCUAUCUGUCUGUACCAGUACCUCAAGGACAGUGCAGGGGAGCCUUUGUACAAGCUUUUCAAGGCCAUCAAGCAUCAGGUGGAGAAAGGGCCAGUGGAUGCCGUGCAGAAGAAGGCCAAGUACACCCUCAACGACACGGGGCUGCUGGGGGAUGAUGUCGAGUACGCACCCCUGACGGUGAGCGUCAUCAUCCAGGACGAAGGAAUCGACGCCAUCCCCGUCAAAGUCCUCAACUGCGACACCAUCUCCCAGGUCAAGGAAAAGAUCAUCGACCAGGUGUACCGCACACAGCCAUGCUCCUGCUGGCCUAAGCCGGACAGCGUGGUUCUCGAGUGGCGUCCUGGGUCCACAGCCCAGAUUCUUUCCGACCUGGAUCUGACCUCCCAGCGGGAGGGCCGGUGGAAGCGGAUCAACACCCUCAUGCACUACAACGUCCGAGAUGGAGCCACCCUCAUCCUAUCCAAGGUGGGGGUCUCUCAGCAGCCAGAGGACAGCCAGCAGGACCUGCCCGGGGAACGCCACGCCCUCCUGGAGGAAGAGAACCGGGUGUGGCACCUGGUGCGGCCCACCGACGAGGUGGACGAGGGCAAGUCCAAACGUGGCAGUGUGAAGGAGAAGGAGCGGACCAAGGCCAUCACUGAGAUCUACCUGACAAGGCUACUCUCAGUCAAGGGCACCCUGCAGCAGUUCGUGGACAACUUCUUCCAGAGUGUGCUGGCACCUGGGCACGCGGUGCCGCCUGCAGUCAAGUACUUCUUCGACUUCCUGGAUGAGCAAGCAGAGAAGCACGACAUCAGAGAUGAGGACACAAUCCACAUCUGGAAGACCAACAGUUUACCACUGCGGUUCUGGGUGAACAUCCUCAAAAACCCGCAUUUCAUCUUCGAUGUGCACGUCCACGAGGUGGUGGACGCCUCGCUGUCCGUCAUCGCACAGACCUUCAUGGAUGCCUGCACCCGCACAGAGCAUAAACUGAGCCGGGACUCUCCUAGCAAUAAACUGCUGUAUGCCAAGGAGAUCUCUACCUAUAAGAAGAUGGUGGAGGAUUACUACAAGGGCAUCCGACAGAUGGUGCAGGUCAGCGAUCAGGACAUGAACACACACUUGGCAGAGAUUUCCCGGGCACACACCGACUCACUGAAUACACUCGUAGCCCUGCACCAGCUCUACCAGUACACACAGAAGUACUACGAUGAGAUCAUCAACGCCCUAGAGGAGGACCCUGCAGCCCAGAAGAUGCAGCUGGCCUUCCGCCUGCAGCAGAUCGCUGCAGCACUGGAGAACAAGGUUACCGACCUCUAACCUCUGACCGCAGCGCUGCCUCAGAGCACAGCACAGAACAUGCCCUGGGCAUCUGGAGGGGUGCAGCGGGCUCACUUCCUGCUAUAGACUGUAGUGUCCUUCCUGAGCAAUACUGCCCGGGCACCACGCCAGCAGCUCCCUCCUGUGGCACCAGCAUCGGGCGUCUCUGUGUCGUCUCCUGAGCGACUUGCAAACGUGCCUUACACAACCACGCCAGGCCGCUGGGGGCAGUGGCGCCUCAGCCCCCCUCCCUGUGCACCAGCAGCCUCCUCAGUGUCCCUGGGUUUGGUCUUGGGUGGGCUCUGGGUACCUGCAGCCCCCAGGGAAAGUACCUGGACUGAGUGCCUGUCUGCCAGAUAGGAGGAGGAGAAGCGGUACGAUGCCUUCCUGACCUCACCUGGCUCCCAGUGGGGUGCAGGCAUUCGGGUGGACUCAGGGGCUGCUGGCCCCACCUGAAAGGUCAAACUGGACGUCAGACGUCGGGGCCCAGUGGCUGGGGGCCCAGCAGACUGGUCUCAGCCUGUCAGACAGGUUGCCUCGAAGGCCCCGUCCAGGUCUGGGGCAGCUCCGCCAGGGCCAUCCACCCCUUUUUGUAAAUCGUGUUGAUUGUACAUCCAAUACAACUGUCUUUUUCA